AUGUCAAAUCUCUUUCAAUUAUUUUCCGUGAUGCCUGAACCAACUGAAGCCAUGAUCGAAGAAGCAAAAAUUGACUACGCUCUUCGACUUUAUCACUAUACUCAACUACAACUUGAAAGAAUGAAAUUCAAGAAAAAUCAACUUUUUCAUCAUUCUUCUUCCGUUACUCGAAAACGAUCUCACAUUAAUAAUUUUUUAAAUAAUAAACGUUCGAAUAAUAAUAUUUCAUCUUUGUUAGUUAUUGAUAGAAUAUGA
Messenger RNA from Diversispora eburnea, 255 nucleotides. NCBI's taxonomy places the organism in Eukaryota, Fungi, Glomeromycota, Glomeromycetes, Diversisporales, Diversisporaceae. The record is from the annotation of a GenBank genome assembly.